AUGGAGGAAAGGGAUGUAGCCGAGGAGAGCGAAAGGCCGGCAAAGAUCAGAAAACGUUCACACCCAUCUGGAGCAGAGCAGCCGGCAGCGUUACGACGAAACUCAUCGAGCGACAUCGACUCACAGGAGAUCAUUGUCUCUGAUGAGGGCAGUUCUCGAGAUGGCGAAUCCAAGCAAGCAGAGCCACCGACAGUAGCCCAAGACUCAACACCCGGACCAGAGAACGGCACGACAACCACCACCAAACCCCUAUCCAAGAACCAACUCAAGAAACAAAAACGCCGCGACGAAUGGGAAGCCGGACGAGACUUCCGCAAAGCGAAACGAAAACAGAAAACUAAAGAGAAACGUCAACGCAAGAAACUCGCCAACGAAGAAGCCGCCCUGGCCACAGCUAAUGGCACCUCACCUCCUGACCCAACGCUCUUCCAGCCCAGGAAACCGCGUAACCCAGUCCAGCUCCCAAUUACACUGAUUAUCGACUGUGGGUUCGAUGAGCUGAUGAUGGAGAAGGAGUACAUCUCCUUAGGCUCGCAGCUGACGCGGGCGUACUCGGACAACUCAAGGAGUACAUUGCAGGCGCAUUUGGCGGUCAGCGGAUGGGGAGGGAGGCUGAAGGAGAGAUUUGAUACGGUGUUGAGCGGACACUAUAAGCAAUGGAGAGGGAUGACGUUUCAUGAAGAGGGAUUUGUGGAGGUUGCGGAGCAGGCUAAGGGGUGGAUGGAGGGAGCGGAUGGUGCGAAGGGGAGGAACCCGUUGAAGGGGGCUUUUGCGCGGUAUGCUGUGGAAGCAGAGGCCGCUAAUAAGGAGGACCCGAACGAGCAAACGGGCGUGGACAGCGAAGCAUCCGGUGAAGUGAAUGGGCACGAAGAAUCAACCUCCACUGCUGGUCCAUCGGUACCACUUCCACCCCGAGAGACGAUCUACCUGACAGCCGACUCCCCACACACCCUUACCCACCUGCACCCCUACAGCACCUACAUCAUCGGCGGAAUUGUCGACAAGAAUCGUCACAAGUCCCUCUGCUACAACCUCGCGCUCUCCAAAGGCAUCAAGACAGCGAAGCUGCCGAUCGGAGAGUUCAUGCAGUUGCAAAGUCGGUCUGUGUUGGCGACGAACCAUGUGGUUGAGAUCAUGCUACGGUGGUUAGAGAAUGGCGGGGAUUGGGGCGCCGCGUUGCAGCAGGUUAUGCCGAAGCGGAAAGGGGCUGUAUUGACGAAGAAGGAGAAGCGAGCGAAGCGGAAGGAACAUGGGUCGACUGGUCCUGCGAAAGCCGGAGGUGCGGUCGAAGAUGACGAAAGCAACGAUGAGGGUGCGGACGAGGACAAGGGCGAUGUUGUGAAUGGGGAUAGUGAUGCCGAGGAUGAUGAACAGGAGACGGAGGAGGCAGACGCUCACGACAGGGCAGGGAGUCAUGCUGCUGCUGGCGGUGUAGAGAGCGCCGCGAGCAUCACCGUCGACCAACCCGAAGGCACUAUUGAUAGGACCUUCAGUAGUAGUAGUUGA
Cyphellophora attinorum is the source of this 1506-nucleotide messenger RNA. RefSeq names its product tRNA (guanine(9)-N1)-methyltransferase. The transcript has a single exon. Gene Ontology annotation, biological process: tRNA N1-guanine methylation. NCBI's taxonomy places the organism in Eukaryota, Fungi, Ascomycota, Eurotiomycetes, Chaetothyriales, Cyphellophoraceae. Gene Ontology annotation, molecular function: tRNA binding. Gene Ontology annotation, cellular component: nucleus. Bases 1 to 1506 code for a protein of 501 amino acids. The record is from RefSeq and is a predicted model, not a curated record.